CUAACUCGGUGCCCCUCGGAGGUCGGUCUCCGCGGCGCCGCGUCCUUCUGUGGUCCUCCUGGAGGGGCGGCCCGGCAGGGGGCGCGCUGCCGCUGUCGGUGCGGAGCGGCGGGAUGGAGCCGCUGCUGGGAUGGCGGUUCGAGGAGUCCCUCUUCGCCCCCAGCCGGGAGCGGGGCCCGGGCGGCGGGGCCGGGCCGACCCCCGGCGCGAAGCACUGCGAGCCCUGUUGGUUUUGCGGCGCGGCGGGCGGCGGGGAAGGCGCCGAGGAGCUCACGGCCAGCAAGUUCAUGGCGGACUGGGCCUACCGGCAGCGGGAGUUUGAGAAAGCCCUGUGUGAAUACUCAAACUGCUUACAACUCCUACCUCCCAGUAACGUUGCAAUGAGACGAGAUGUCCAAGAGGGCCAGGCUCGGUGUUUGUCUCGCCUAGGAAGGCACCAGGAGGCUCUGGAUAUUGCAGAAAAAAUGAGAAACAGUGCUACAAACACAGAUCACUUAACAACAGUUCUCAACCUGCAGUUUGCCAUUUAUCAGGGUCUAGAAAACAUAGGAAGAAAAAUUAUGUGUCUGCAGCAACUGAUCUGCUUACAUUCUUUCAACCCUUGGUACUGGAAGUUACUUGCUGAAGCUUAUAUGAGCCUUUUACAGAGUUCCUCUCCAGCAGUCAUUCCAGAAACAAACUCUUAUCAGUCUGAAGAGGUUAGUGUCAGUGAUAGUAGUUUCAAAACGUCAGCUGAAAGAGAGGCUAAUCUGCAGCCUCACAAGUCAGACUGUGAGAAGGAAGACCCUUGCUCAGGCUUUGCUUCAGAAACAAAGAGGGAGAAUGCAGUGCCUUGCAAGAGCAGCCAAGCUGUAAAAGAAUUCCUCUGUGCUUCAGAAGAACUGGAAAGGACGGAUGAAGGGAAAUGCACAGCCUCUGAGUCUGGGGAGCAGAACAUAUCAAAGAAAGCUGGAACAAAGGCAUGUGCAUCGUUUAUCAGAGCAAGGCUUUUGCUUCAGCUCACCCAGUUGCAACAGGCAUCCUUUGCAUUAGAGAACAAUAUGAGAAGUCAAAAAGAAAUUGAGGACAAAGUGGCACAGCUUGGUUUCAAUGAAGACUCCUUGCUGCUGAUGACCAAGGUUAUGGGCCAGGAUCUUGUACCAGAAAAACUGAAAGAAGAAUUUCAGGGUGAGGUAAAAUGCAUAGGCCCUUCAGCACUGUCAUCAUUGGUAACUGCAUCAGCCACAGAGUUUGAAAUCAAGUGGUUCAGUAAUCUCCAAGAUGAUUUAUGUCACUGUGACAGGCAAUUCUGUUCAGAUAUGUAUCUCUCACCUUCUGUAUCUUGAAUGUUUUAUUGUGUUUAUUCUCACAUCUCCAAAUGAUUAUGAAACGACAUGUGCAAUAAAGUUCAUAUUACAUUUUU
This is a messenger RNA of Calypte anna (Anna's hummingbird), 1402 nucleotides long. RefSeq names its product chromosome 2 C8orf76 homolog (gene C2H8orf76). Lineage: Eukaryota; Metazoa; Chordata; Aves; Apodiformes; Trochilidae. The record is from RefSeq and is a predicted model, not a curated record. Gene Ontology annotation, molecular function: protein binding. The coding region runs from base 114 to 1325 and encodes 403 amino acids. The transcript is spliced from 6 exons.